Molecule: messenger RNA, 4014 nt
Organism: Diachasmimorpha longicaudata
Lineage: Eukaryota; Metazoa; Arthropoda; Insecta; Hymenoptera; Braconidae
Gene: Sesn
Product: sestrin homolog
Exons: 10
Coding region: 300-3065 (921 amino acids)
Biological process (GO): cellular response to L-leucine; positive regulation of macroautophagy; regulation of response to reactive oxygen species
Cellular component (GO): nucleus
Molecular function (GO): oxidoreductase activity, acting on peroxide as acceptor; L-leucine binding
Source: RefSeq, a predicted model, not a curated record
UAAUUGGUAGUGAAAAAUAAUCCCCGAAACUGAAAAAAAUCAUUUCCGAGAGCUUUGGGGCGCGACAAUAACCGAUGAACGAACUAAACGCGAAUGAAAUUGGUCAGCGGCGGUGGGGUGUGUGCGCCGGAGGGAAUGGCUCGCCGGUUCGCUCAGUCUACUGGAAGAUUCCAUUGUGAAAGGGUUUGAAUAAGUUUUUGUUCUGUGAAUUAAGUGUUUUCGUGCUGUACCAACAUCAUCAGCAACCUCUGGCCGACAUAUCAAGAAGUCUUUUGAUGCGAUAGUGGAAAGCAACAGGCAUGUACGAGGAUCAAAAAAGUUCGUCAGGGAGUGGUGCCUCGACUAAGGGCGAUGAAGCAGAAAUUGUUAGUCGUUUCUUGGCUCCCUUAUGUGCACGGGAUGAGAAUGCGAGAAAUAUUGCUCUUGCAGCAGCUCGUACUAUUGUCGAAGGAUGGCUCGGUAGUAUGUCAGGUCCGAAUCAGUGGAGGGCUGUAGGGGACGCAGAAAAUACGAGGGAACAACAAACAGGGAAAUUCAGAAGCCAGAACGGCAGGUAUGACAUGAACAUUGAUCGAUCAUCGACAAAAGCUACUUCUAAGCAUCGGUCAACAUACCAAUCCCAUUUGCGAGAUAAUUUCAGAACUGAGGGGUUCUUUCCACAAAGUGUAACUGAUUACAGUUCCCUACUUGGUGACCGUAGACUCGAUAGCAUAGAGAGAUGUAGUGUUGAUAACGAAGCGUCGAAUUACAGUUCACCAAAGAACAUAUGGAAUCAUAAUGACGUGGACGCUGUUGUUGACAAUCUCAGUAAUGCAGCAUCCUUAGACGAGGGUACAGGAUUAUUUAUUGCAAAUCACAAUGACAAAUGUAACAUAGAAAGAGAUUCACGAUUUGGAUCAAGCAGUGAGAGUGAGCACAGAUUGUUUGAUCUAUCGUCGAGCGAAAAAUCAAAUAAAUCAUAUCAGGAUGAGUUGAAGCAUCGACUUGGUAGGAUAAAGGGAGGGAGACACAAGCAUGAGGAUGAUGACCCGGACCCGGAUGAUCGAAUAUACGGCAAGAGUCCAAAGUUCGAUGAUAACAUGGGAAACUUUGGUCACCUUGAAACAAGUUAUUCGAGUCAUUUUCUCGGUCGUGAAAAAGUUGGUUUCUUUGGAUCGGGGGCUAAUGCACCAGUGGAGACCACCAUCUCCAGACAGUCUUGUAAUCAGGAUGGUGUUGUCUUCAAUACACUGGAAGGCUUCGAGAGUGAGUGUAUGAUACCAGGACAGGAGGAUGAAAUCUUGGAAACUAUGAAUCUGGAGAAAGUUGAUCAAUCUCCAUGGGAUCCUCCGUUUUCAUUACACUUGCCUCCACGCGCCAUCGAUGACCAGAAAUUCGGUGUUGGUAAAGUGAAAAAUUCAUCAUUCCGAAAUGGACAUGGCGGCUCAAUAAAUGAUCGGGCUCUGGAUGGGCCAGAUGUAACACCCGGUGAAGUUGGAAGAAUGUUGAAUCUGGGUGACGCUCUCGAUGGGCCGCGGUCACAAAUUCGAUCCAACAAAUAUCUGAGUCUUGUGAUGUUACAUCUCCCAGUGAUUCUUCGGCUCAGCGUCAAUUGCCCUUUCCAAAAUGUUAGAGUCAAGUGCGCUGAAAUCCUGCAUAUGGUCAAGGACAGAGGACUUCCUGUACCUGAGCCCGCAUUUAGUGGACCGAGUGCUUUCAUCCCAACAGCAGAGCUCCCGGACCCGAACAACAUCGACGAGAGGACACACAUGCUGUUGAUGGAUGCCUUCCUCCAGAACAAUCGACUGGAUCAUGUCUCUCAGGUGAUGUCAUCCCAUGGAUCAUACCUGGAACAUUUUCUCAGGACACAGAAUUUUGUUCUACGUGGUGAUGGUCCACUGCCUUAUGAUUAUCGACAUCUUAUUGCCAUUAUGGCCGCUGGAAGGCAUCAAUGCAGCUACUUGAUAAACCUGCAGAAAGGAGAAUUUCUGCUUCAAGGAGGCGAUCGUACCUGGUUACAGGGGCUCAGAUCGUUACCAGCUAAAUUGCAGAAUCUUUACGAGAUCAACAAAAUUCUGGCGCACAGGCCGUGGUUAUUGAACAAAACUCACAUAGAGAAAUUGACAAAAGGUGCAGAUAGUUGGUCACUAGCUGAGGUAGUUCAUGCGAUAGUCUUACUGGCGCAUUUCCACUCCCUAUCAUCUUUUGUAUUCUCCUGUGGUAUUAAUGAGGAACUCGACAAUAUCACAGGCCAUCAUUAUAAGGAGAAUGUACAGGACAAUAGCAAUAAUUUGCAACCUGCCAAAGACAAGCUCAUGAGCAGUCCCAAAAAAAUACCCACGGGUGGUGGCAAGACUGAUAACAUCCCGUCGCCGCCCUCAUCACCAAGUAUAGUUGGAGAACAGGAAGUAGGUGUGGAGACCCUCAUGGAGAGAAUGAAACGUUUAUCCGAAAAAUCAGAAUCCUACCAGAUAACUCAGGAGGAAUUGUCCAAAAGAUUUGAGACAGUUGAGACACAGUCUGCAGAAUUGGCAGCAGCACCUCAAAGGAACAGUACGAUUAUUGACUCCGAUAUUGGACUUUUCAUCGAUGAUCCGACGUUCAUAUACCAAGACUUUGCCAAGAGGGGACAAUUAAACGACAUACCAACCUUUCGUGUCCAAGAUUAUUCCUGGGACGAUCACGGCUACUCCCUUGUUAAUCGUCUCUACAACGAUGUUGGAAACCUCCUAGACGAUAAAUUCAAAACCGCCUACAAUUUAACUUAUUACACAAUGGGUACACACAGCAAAGUCGACACAUCACGUUUCAGACGUGCCAUAUGGAACUACAUUCAGUGUAUGUUUGGUAUAAGGCACGAUGACUAUGAUUACAACGAGGUCAAUCAGUUGCUUGAGAGGAGUCUCAAGACUUUCAUAAAAAGUGCUGUUUGUUAUCCUGAAAGAGUCACCAAAAGGGACUAUGACCGAGUCAUGAGGGAGUUCAAGCACAGUGAGAAAAUUCAUGUUAAUUUAAUGAUUCUCGAAGCUAGAAUGCAGGCAGAACUUCUUUACGCCCUUCGCGCUGUUAUGAGAUAUAUGACCUAAUCCGGAAUGACACUGAAAAAAUGGUGAUUGAUAAUUAAUCGAAUCAUCUUUUGAGACUAUCGUGAUGCCUUGAUGCUUCUCCAGGAGCGAGAGAUCAGGACAAUUGCAUUGUUUUAAUUGGAUUAGAUGUGUAUAAAAAAUAGUUGAGGAAGAAGCGUGAAUUAUCGAUAGAGUCUGUUACUUGAGUCAUUUGAAGGAUUUCCAAAGAGAUCGGGGAGGGAGGAGGGUUGAGGUGAUUUUGGUAUCGAAGAAAUGAGGAAUUUUCGUGGAUUUUUCGAUGUGAGAGAUUUAUCUGUGUUCUGUAUUUUAAAAUGUGAGGGAAAAAAUUUGUUCAAUCACUCGAGAUCUGAAUUUUGAGUUUCGUGAGGAAUUUAGCACUCGUUUUAGACAUCGACAUUAUUUUUUCCAGUUCUUCCUGUUUUUUUUUUUAAAUUUGAUUUUUUUUAUUGAAUAUUACUCUGUGCUUGUCGCUUGUGGAGGGACAGGGGGCCUUCAGGGGCGAAGGGGGUGUUGAAAGACGAUUAGUGAGACGUUUUGAGCUAGUGACAGCAUCGAAUAAAAAUUAAGUUAUAAAUUAUGAGACGCAGGAGAGGUGUAAAUUGUAAGAAAUUAGGAUUUUUUGAAUUGAGUGACGGAGGAAAUUAUUGGAAGUUAUGAUUUUUACCCCUUAUGGAAGAACAAUGGGGCUUUCUGAUGAUUUGUAAAUAAUAUAUCGUGUAUUCUUAUACAUUCGGCUCGUUUUUAUGACGGUUUUUAAUCAAAUUAGGUUCGAGUGGUGCUUCCACAAACACAAUUGAAUUAUUUUUUAUUGUAAAGCGUUAUUUGCAAAAUUAUCCUUUGAGCAUGGAAAAUGUAGGUUUUCCUAUUGAAGCUGUCGGGUCAAUGUUUGAAAUUGUGGUUUAUUUUGUUUAUUUUUUUAAUUUUUGUCUAAUAAACUAUUCAAAGUCGA